GCGGGGCCUGCCGGCGAUGUUAUUUUUCGAAAUAAAGGCGGUGGCGCGAGCGGUGGCUGGAGAGUGAGGCCUUCGGGGCGCCAUGGAGCCGGACAGCGUUAGAUAGAUAGAGCGGGAGGGUGAAGGAAAGAGGGAGAUUGGACAGGACCGGGCACCGCUAAUGAGAAAGCCCUGGCGCCGGGGAGGGGCGGGUGGGGUGAAACGAUAGGAACACGGUCCCUGACGUCUCAUCCGCCGCCGCCGCCGCUCCUGCUCCAAGCCGCCCCCUUCCUCACCGCUUUUAUUCCGCGGCCCCUUUCUUUUAAUUUUCUUUUUAAAGGCCUCGCCGCCAAAUUUUUGCAGCAUUUCUUUCCUCCCUCCCGCCAUGAGCGGGGUCACCAGUCCCCCCAGGCAGCCGCGCAGGAGCUUCGGCCCCGGCCAGGUCCCCGGGAGGCGGCCGCGGCCGCCGCAGCAGCCGCCGCCACCGUCCCUCCCGCUGGAGAAAGGCCGCUCAUGUAAGGCCCUGUUCUCCUCCGAGCCUCCGGUGCUGUCGCCGGUGACCAACCUGGCAUUGAACAUGGUCAAUCUGACUGGCCUGGGCAGCAAUUGCGAUACACCGAAACGCAGGCCGAGUGGGUCCCCAUUACUCAAGACACUCUCAUCUGAUUCUGAUGCAGGGCUUUGUAUGGAUUCUCCAAGUCCAAUGGAUGAAAAGGCAAUCAGUGAAACGUUUGAAAAAGCAAUAUUAGAAUCUGGAAAAGUGAUUGCCAAAAAAUUCCCCAUAAGAAGAAUAAACUCCCUCCCGAUGAGACUUCUAGGAUCCAGUCCUGCAUUGAAGUCAAGCCAGUGUAAUUCUCUGGAUUCAGAAGUGUUUCAUGAAGGAAGUGGUGGUAUCCUCACAACUGACAAGAACAAAGAAAACGAAGGAUUUGAGUUCAAAAAGCCAGUUCAUCCAGUUUCUCGAAACCGUCUCUGUACCUUCUCUAGUGGGAAUAGACAGGAUCAGAGACCGAGCUCUGCACCUGCAUUAAUGUUUUUGCCUCGUACGGGUGAUACAUCAGCUGAUGUUAGUAGUCCAAUCCUUCUACGCAGAUCAUCACUAACCUCAUCAGUUGAUGAUGAAGAUGAUGGGUUUUUGGAGUUGCUUGAUGAAGAUAUU
Rhincodon typus (whale shark) is the source of this 1138-nucleotide messenger RNA. RefSeq names its product cell division cycle 25B. Gene Ontology annotation, biological process: protein dephosphorylation; positive regulation of cell cycle G2/M phase transition. NCBI's taxonomy places the organism in Eukaryota, Metazoa, Chordata, Chondrichthyes, Orectolobiformes, Rhincodontidae. Gene Ontology annotation, molecular function: protein tyrosine phosphatase activity. The record is from RefSeq and is a predicted model, not a curated record. The transcript has 8 exons. The annotation marks the transcript as partial.